This is a messenger RNA of Saccoglossus kowalevskii, 1033 nucleotides long. RefSeq names its product cysteine-rich venom protein VAR5-like. Lineage: Eukaryota; Metazoa; Hemichordata; Enteropneusta; Harrimaniidae. The record is from RefSeq and is a predicted model, not a curated record.
AUGACUGGAUACCUGAACACUGUAACCAACAUUCCAUUAUAUGUAUAUGUCAGUAAACUAGCCUUCGUACAAGCCUCAACUUUGGAUGACACAAAAGAACGUUACCUACUACUACAUGAGGUAUUAGUCCAAGUAACCACUGAUGCAGCUAAAUUCAAAGCACUGUAUUCCAUAGUUCCAGCCACGUUAUGUAUGAGUGUUUCCCGACAUGUAGCUGACCUUGAACCCCAGUUUUUACUUGAAGUUCAUAACUCUCUGCGACGAACAAUCGGAUUGCAAUGGGGAAAUGGAGAUUUUCACAUAUCUGAUAUGAAGAAAUUGGAGUGGGACACAGAGUUAGCAAAGCAAGCCAGUGAAUUCGCUAUCUGUGAAAAUGUAGGGAAUUACCGAAAGGUGGAUUUGGGGUCGUACGAUGGUUUUAUCGACGAAGCACAGCCCCGUGAAACUGGACGAAACAUAGCAUUUGCGGUGAAUACGUCAAUACGAGAGAUUAUCGAAGGAUGGUUCAACCAACGAGAGUAUUACAACUAUGAAUGGCAAUCUUGCAAACCGCUGGAUAAAAGAUGUGACGAUUUUAUUCAGCUUGCCUGGGCAGAAGCAUCGCGUUUGGGGUGUAGUGUAAAUCCAAGUUGCGUUCACGAUGGCAUCAUGGGAAUAUUCCUCGUCUGCAUUUAUGACGUAGGAUCCACACCAUUCGAACAACCAUUUCAACUCGGUCCAGUUUGCUCUAAAUGUGGUGCCUCAGCCGGGUUCUGUGAGGAAGGUUUAUGUGUGAAUGAUUGCAUGAACAGUGUUUCGUGUGAAUGUCUGAAGACCUGUAAUCAUCCUGGCGUCGGCGAGGGCGUUCUUGACGUGACCACUUGUACUUGUCAGUGUAAUUUCGGAAUGGGAUUUGAUUGCGAAGACAAAUGUGAAAAUCCUCAGUUUUAUGAAGACUGGAGUUUCUGUAAAGAGAUUGAUACAUCUGAAAACUGUGACACUAUGAUGGAAAUGCAAAUUGAAUAUUGCCCAGCGAACUGUGACUAUGGCUGCC